AUGGAAAGUAUUGAACAUUGUCGAACUGAUAAUUUUCAUAGUGUCAAUGAUGGAAAAAGACAAUCAACACAGAUAAACAAUCAUAUUUCACAAUUUGAAGAUCUUUCUAAUGAAGUUAUUUAUGAAGUAUUUGAAUAUCUCGAUUAUUAUCAUGUUUAUCAAGGUUUUUUUAAUCUAAACUAUCGAUUUCAUUCUCUUCAAAUGGAAUCAAUUCUUCCAAUCAAAAUCAAUCUCUUUCCCAUGUCUCAAUCGACAUUCAAUCGUUACAAUCAUGAUAUAAUCAUACCGAAUACACAUCGAAUUGAUACUCUCCGGAUUUCGAGUUAUUUCAUGUUUGACAAUCGAAUAAUUGCAUUAUCCGAGAAAACAUUUCUUCGAACAUUAAUCAUCGAAAAUAUCGAAUCAAAAUACUUGAAAAAUCUUCUUCAUCAAUUAACUUCAUUAUUAAACUUAACAUCAUUGACUAUCAGUACAAUAAAGCCGGUUAAUAAUGAUAAAGCUUCGAUAUACCAACAGAUAUUUCAAUUACCUUCAUUGAAAUUCUGUAAAAUAUCAACUGGAGUUAAUAAGGAUCUCAAUGAUAUAUUACCAUGUACCAUGAAUAAUUUUAGUCCAAUUGAACAUUUAGUUUUUGACGAGAGGAUAGAAUGGUACCAGCUGAGUAACUUUCUAUCAUAUAUUCCUUAUCUUCGUUAUUUAAAAGUAUCUUUAAAAAACGAUCGUUCGUUCGAACUGGCAAAUCUGUCUCCCUGCCUUAUGAAGAACUUGACACAUGUUUCUCUUCGAUUAUAUGAUAAUAUGACAUUUAUUGAAUUAGAAGAACUUUUUGUAAAUUAUUUUCCAUUUGUUCAAGUUUUAUAUCUUUCACCCGGUAUACAAUUUCUGAAUGCUAACGAAUGGGAACGAAUUAUUUCAUUAUAUUUACCAAAUUUACGCAUAUUUAAUGUCUAUUUCUUCAUCACUGUUGGUUAUGAUACGAAUCUGGAUUUAAUUGAUGAGCAAAUCAAACAAUUUCAAUCUUCAUUUUGGAUUGAUCGACAAUUCUUUUUGGAUUAUCGAUUUUUAAGUGCUAUAGAAUACUAUCAUUAUAGAAUUCUUUAUUCAACAAACCCAUAUAGAAGUAAAUAUUUUGUCAUAUGUAAACAGUUUAGUAAUGUGAUUUGUGAAAAUGGAUAUAAAUUUUUCAAAUCAUAUACGUGUUACAUAAAGAAAACGACUGGUAAUAAACAAUCACAAAUGGCGUCAAACAUAAUGACUCCAGAGUCUAAUGUGGUGCACGUGGUAUUAGACGAGAAGUUUCAAGAUAUUUACAAAACUAAUGAAGAUGCAAUUCGUGUGAUUGACGAUGGCCGAACAUGCGAGACAGUGAAACGCGGUUUAUGUGGAUGUGCGACAGGGAAACACUCGUAUACUUCUGGACUUCACUCUGUUCGGAUAAAAGUAAAUUAUGGUGAUGUGUUCCUGGGUAUACGGUCGCGUAAUGUAAUUCCUGUGCCCGACGAAUUUGCCUGGAGUGCCUACCAUGGGACUCCUUCGACAUAUGGUUGGUCAACAUAUGUCGGACGCAGAUGCAAUGGAAUACCUACUUUUAGUGGAAUUGAACCAAAUGGAAACGGCUCCAAUAUAUAUGUGUUGACAUUGAAUUGCGAUGAGCGUCGGUUGAGUAUAGUACACGAAAAUGGGACAGAACAGGAUGAAAUAGAAGUACAUCCACUUAAUGCUCCAUUUCCUUGGUGUCUCUUCGUUCAAGUGUCCAAGAGCGGUAGUAGCUUAACACUUUUAUGA
Messenger RNA from Adineta ricciae, 1785 nucleotides. The record is from the annotation of a GenBank genome assembly. Lineage: Eukaryota; Metazoa; Rotifera; Eurotatoria; Adinetida; Adinetidae.